Chaetomium globosum CBS 148.51 is the source of this 2241-nucleotide messenger RNA. RefSeq lists its product as uncharacterized. NCBI's taxonomy places the organism in Eukaryota, Fungi, Ascomycota, Sordariomycetes, Sordariales, Chaetomiaceae. The record is from RefSeq and is a predicted model, not a curated record. Bases 1 to 2241 code for a protein of 746 amino acids. The transcript is spliced from 4 exons. Gene Ontology annotation, cellular component: cytosol. Gene Ontology annotation, molecular function: FMN binding; oxidoreductase activity; flavin adenine dinucleotide binding.
AUGGGCGAUAUUGGCGGAUCCGGUCGGGUGGUGCAACCCGCCGUAGUUGAGGGCAGGAGCAUGGCCGUGCUGUAUGGGAGCGAAACUGGAGCCUCCGAGGACAUUGCAGGCGAGCUGGGCAAGACAGCCCAACGGCUACAUUUUCAGACGACGGUAGACGAGAUGGAUAACUUCAAGUUGGCAGAUCUCCUUCGCUCUUCGCUGGUCGUGUUUGUCACGUCAACUACCGGGCAAGGUGACAUGCCAAAGAACACACUCAAGUUCUGGAAAAACCUCAGGCGAGAGAAACUCAACAAUACCAACUGCCUCCGAUCGUUGCGGUUUGCCAUAUUCGGGCUCGGGGAUAGUUCAUAUCCUAAAUUCAACUGGGCGGCAAGGAAGCUGCGAGCGAGGCUCCUGCAACUGGGCGCAACAGAAUUCUUCAGGCCCGGGGAAGGAGACGAGCGGCACGAUAACGGUUUCCCUCCCGUCAGCAUUGACAGCAUCUAUCUCCCGUGGUACGAGGAGUUAAAAAAGACGCUGCUCGCCGACUAUCCCCUCCCAGAAUCCCUCAAGCCCAUCCCAGACGACGUCCAGCUCCCGCCUAAAUACCCCGUAGAGCUGGUCUCCAUUAUGGGCGACACGGAUCAUCAUGGCAGCGUGGAUGGUCCAUCGUUGACCAAAGAUGAGCUUCUGUUUCUCGCUUCGAAGACCAAAAGUGCGGACCGCUCUCACGUCGACAACCCUCAGACCACGGCAGAAAAGGCACGGGAAGACUGGUUACGGCGGCAUCUCGCCUUCCCGGCCGACUCGAUCCGCCGAGACGGGGCCUUUGAGCGGAAUGAUCCACGAGCGUUCGAUGCGAUAGACAAGAGCAAUCGACUCAAAGACCACCCGGAGAAAUAUCUUCUCGAGCGACAGCCCGCCAAUCUGCCUGCCUCCCCGCCGGAAUACUUGCUCCCCAUCCCAGAUACGUACGUGGGCACGUUGUUGUCCCACAAUCGAGUCACGCCGUCCAAUCACUGGCAAGAUGUGCGUCAUCUUGCUUUCGACAUCGACGUAGGGGAGAGGGCGUUCCCCGAUAUCCUCCACUAUAGUGGUAGUCUCACUCUUACCGUCUGGCCGAAGAAUUACCCGGACAAUGUCGAUGAGUUAAUCCUCCCAAUGGGAUGGGGAGCAGAGGUAGACGCUCCCCUCCAGCUCAACGGCGUUCCUUCCGGACUGUAUUCACAGGAUCGUGUCACUACCCUGCGGCACCUUUUGACCCAUAACUUAGACAUUACCGCGGUUCCCAAGCGAAGCUUCAUUAGAGGAUUGCUCCAUUUCACCAAUGACGAAAGGGAGCGAGAACGGCUCCUGGAGCUCGUCGAGCCCGGUAAUGAACAGGAAUUCUACGACUACACGUGUCGCCCUCGUCGGACCAUUCUCGAACUGCUGCGGGACUUCACGGGCGUCAAGAUCCCAUACAACAGGGUCCUCGAUAUGUUUCCAGUUAUCCGUGGCCGUGAGUUCAGCGUCUGCAACGGAGGCGAUAGCAUUACUGCGGUCGACGAGCGAUGGCACGUUAAAAUCGAAAUUCUAGUCGCCCUGGUCGAGUACAAGACCAUCAUCCGCAAGCCUCGUCAGGGCCUUUGCUCUCGCUACUUUAAACACCUCCCCGUCGGCACCCGGUUGGCCGUCCGCCUAGCGCCGUCGAGCUCCCACCUCGUACGGGGCGAUGUGGAAGCGAGACGGCCUCUGAUCGCAAUCGCCACCGGCACCGGCGUCGCCCCGAUCCGUGCUGUCAUCCAGGAGCGCGACUACUAUGCUGACGUCGGUGAUACCAUUCUCUUCUUCGGUUCUCGCAACCGUUCAGCCGACUUCCACUUUGCGGACGAGUGGAAACUGUAUACCAACCUCAGGGUCUUUCCGGCCUUCUCGCGUGAUGGCAUCGAGCCCGACCCCCAGGCCACUGUCACCACAGUCAUUCCGCCUCCCGCCUACCCUCUCGCCGCUGCCCUGGAAACCGUCUACCCUAACCAGUACGAUGCGCACAAAAACUACGUGCAGCAUUUGAUCCGGGCACGCGCCGCCGAAGUCGGCGCUCUGAUGCGGAGGCGGCCGUAUGUGCUGAUUUGCGGUAGCAAUGGACGCAUGCCCGUCUCGGUGCGGAACGCCUUGCUGGAUGCGCUGGUCAUUGAUAAGGUGUGCGAAACCAAGGAGGCGGCCGAAAAGUGGCUUUCCAACCCAAGGAAUGUCACCAUGUGGCAGGAAACGUGGUGA